UCUCCCUUCUUCCCACACAUUCUAUCGCAUCGUUGCGAGGGAAAAUAAUAAAUAAGCCAUUUGACCGAAGGAACGUUAGAGGAAGGUCCUAAUCGUAAGGCAUUAGUAUAAAAUAGUCUGUAUAUUCGCACCGGCCCGGCAAUUAAACCAAAUUAGCCAGUGGACUUAUUUGAUCUGCAGAGUUCUCACCUAGUAAGCAUAGGACGCCAUCGUAUUUGCAGUAUUUUGAGACCAGGCGUAAAAUUUUGCGGGGGCACCUAAUUAUUCCAGGAAUCUGUGUUUUAGGGCUGAAGAUAUUCAUUGAAUUUUUGGUCUUGGAUCUAGAGAUUCAAUGGGAGGCACCGAGAGAUUGAUGGAUCAGAUCUUUCAGCUCAAGUUUACCUCCAAAAGCCUGCAAAGACAGGCCAGAAAAUGUGAAAAGGAAGAAAAAGCGGAGAAACUCAAAGUGAAGAAAGCCAUAGAGAAAGGAAACAUGGAUGGAGCUCGGAUCUAUGCAGAAAAUUCCAUCAGAAAACACAAUGAGCAAUUAAACUACAUGCGAUUGGCCUCUCGUUUGGAUGCAGUCGUUUCCAGGCUUGAUACCCAAGCCAAAAUGAUGACAAUCAAUAAAUCCAUGACAUCAAUUGUUAGGGCACUGGAUACUGCCCUUGCCAGCAAUAAUCUUCAAAAGAUGUCUGAAACAAUGGAUCAAUUUGAAUCACAGUUUGUGAACAUGGAGGUACAGUCACAAUUUAUCGAGAAUGCUAUGGCUGGUAGCACUUCUCUGUCCACUCCAGAGGAUCAAGUCAACACUCUGAUGCAACAGGUAGCUGAUGAUUAUGGGCUUGAGGUAUCCGUUGGCUUACCUCAAGCUGCUGGCCAUGCGAUUCCUGCCAAGGAAGAGAAAGUUGAAGAGGAUGAUUUAAGUCGACGCCUUGCAGAACUUAAGUCCAGGGGUUAAUCUGUCCUUUUUGGGGCAUUGGUAUAAGAUUUAUUGAAUUUGGUAAUUAUUUUAACUUCAGACACUACAGAGCGACUUAGACUGCUUUUCAACUUAUAUUGUUGAUCAAUGCUGUUGCUAGAGGGUCUCUGUUUUUAUAUAAUAUCUAAUUCUGGAUUGAUCUGAAAUUUUGUUUAGGUUUGCAUCUAUUUAGGCCUUAGGGGGAAUAUACAUGUAUUGGUACCGAUGACUCUGCUGUAAAUGGAAGGCAUUGCUUAAAAGUCUUAAGUUUUAUCAGUUAUGGUCUUUUACCCCCCUCGGGCUCACACUGUAGUGAUUGUAUAUGAUACUUAGUCUAUUAUUAAUAGACCUUACAAAAUGGAUUACUUGUUGGACAA
Molecule: messenger RNA, 1317 nt
Organism: Cryptomeria japonica (Japanese cedar)
Lineage: Eukaryota; Viridiplantae; Streptophyta; Pinopsida; Cupressales; Cupressaceae
Product: ESCRT-related protein CHMP1B
Exons: 2
Coding region: 332-940 (202 amino acids)
Biological process (GO): protein transport; late endosome to vacuole transport; endosome transport via multivesicular body sorting pathway
Cellular component (GO): multivesicular body; ESCRT III complex
Source: RefSeq, a predicted model, not a curated record